This is a messenger RNA of Corythoichthys intestinalis (scribbled pipefish), 2085 nucleotides long. Its product is annotated as transmembrane protein 26-like. The transcript is spliced from 6 exons. Lineage: Eukaryota; Metazoa; Chordata; Actinopteri; Syngnathiformes; Syngnathidae. The record is from RefSeq and is a predicted model, not a curated record. The coding region runs from base 45 to 1007 and encodes 320 amino acids.
UAGGAGUUUGUACUUUACCUGCUGAAGGAGGAGGGAGGCGAAAGAUGAUGCUGAGCGUGUUGAAGUUUACGUGCGCCAUCGUGACCAGGGCGCUCUUUCUCUUCGUGUCGCUGGCGGGCGUCUGGCGGGUGACGUGGGUGAAGGGGAACAACAUCUUCUGGUUGCUCACGCUGCUCUUCUUGCCGCUCCUGUUGGAGAUGAUCGUCACCUUGAAGAGGAGGAAGGGACAAGAUUACAAAUGGUUUUCCCCUCCAAUCUUUCUUUUUCUUAUUAGUAUCAUUCCCUCCAUUUGGAUCCUGGAACUCCACUACCAGCAGGACAAAGCCAGCGACCCUAAGUGCAACAAGCUUAACUCUUGGGAGAAUGUGAAGAAAGUGAUCACUCCGAACGAAACCACAGGCACAAACCACACAUACCAGAACUACCUGGAGAACAUCAACCAGGCUUUGUGUUCCAAUGACUGGAUCCUCGCUCUUCAUCAGAUCUUGCUCAUCCUCCUCAUUGUGGGAAAGUGGCUCUUGCCCCUGGGUGGCGGCGUCACCAAAGACGAGCUCUCUCAGCUACUUUUGAUCUUCGUGGGCACUGCAGCGGAUAUCCUCGAAUUCACGAGCGAGACACUGUCAGAUGUCAAAGAGAACAGUCCUCAGUUGGUGUAUAUAAUCUUGGCCGUAUGGACAUGGAGCAUGCUGCAAUUUCCUCUACAUUUGGCAGUGGUGAACUCCAAAUCAGAUUCAGUAGACAACCAGGAUGUACAUGAGGCGUCCCUCCUGACCAAACACAGCACUGACAUUUGGAGUAUUGUGGAGGCCUUGUUUAUACAGGACGGGCCCUUCCUGAUGGUGCGCCUCACUGUCAUGACCUACUUCGACGUCUUCCACCAGAUGCUGGUCUUCUUUGCCAUCAAGAACUUUCUAGUAGUCAUUUUGAACGUGUACAGGCUGGCCGUCAUAUGCCAGGACUUCAGACUUUCCCGGAGUGGCACAGGUCUAGGCAGCAGCAUCCCGUAAUUAGGUGGAAUUUAUUGUGUUGGACAAAAGGGAAACCUUGAGUCAUUCUUAAGUGUAUUGAUUGGACGAUAAUACUUCCUGUGUCCAGCAAAGACAGUUCAUCAGGAUAAGCACUGUUUGUAACCAUGUUUUUACACACAAAUGACGCAUAUUGUCAAUGCUUGAUCCUUUCUGUUCCUAACCUCUCAGUACAGUUGAUCAAUGCUCAUUGAGUACUGUACUGGAGGAACAAGAAUUGUGAGAAAGCUGAAGAUACCAGAAGACAAACAGGAAAAGAGGAAGCGGGAGAGGAAAAGGGGGGUUUCUGAAAGUUUCUGGAUCCUUUUGAAAGUGUUUCAGCACAAAAAAAGUCAAAUAAAAAUAGUCCUCAAGCUCAGAUAAGAUAAAACUUUCCACCCCAGCUCUUGGAGUCUGACUAUGAAGGUCAGAAGACAUGGGAAAACAUCUUGUCUAUGAAGUGCUGGUAGAAUUGAACGAAGCCUUUGAACUCAGACAGGAAAGAAAAACAGAACGUACCCUACCGUAAACACUGGGUAGUUUUUUUUAUUUAUUCGCCGACUCAUACUGCUAACUCGUGUUUACAAAACAAUUAUCAAGCACUGAUAUAGUUACAUACAUGAUAGAAAACCCCAAAUAAGACUAAAAACACAUUCUGACAAAAUCCCACUGGGUAUGAACUGAAAAUGCCUUUUUUAGGUAAAGACAAAAGCUCUGUCCACAUGAGCCUUAUUUUAUUUUAUUUCUCUUGUUGCCUAAAAUUGCAGAGUUUAAUUGUUGCUAUUUUGUUACUUGGAGCAUGGAAUGAGUCCGAAGAUUGUCCUGAUUUAUGUAUCUAAAAAAAUAAAUAAUAAAAAAUUUCAUUCUGUAGUUAAUUCGGUAAAUUUUGUAAUAAUUACAUGCCUAAAUACAGCAAAGCGUGCGGUUUAUUCGUCAUGUUUGAUUAACGUCAAUGUUCUAGUAUUUAUACUAGUCGUAGUCGUCAGUUCUGACUCAAAAAUAGAUAUUUGUCGCCUCACUGUGGGCAAGAGAGUAGUAACACAUUUCUAAGGACAAUCUAUUGAGACUUCUCUCCUUAGGG